This is a messenger RNA of Oryzias melastigma (Indian medaka), 3113 nucleotides long. RefSeq names its product girdin-like. NCBI's taxonomy places the organism in Eukaryota, Metazoa, Chordata, Actinopteri, Beloniformes, Adrianichthyidae. The record is from RefSeq and is a predicted model, not a curated record. The transcript is spliced from 3 exons. Bases 213 to 3113 code for a protein of 966 amino acids.
GGAAUUCCGACACAACCACUGACGUCAUCACACAGUGACAUCACACAGUGACAUCACAGUGACAUCACACAGUGAAGACUGGAAGGUUGUCACUAGAUAACUUGUGACAUCGCAUGACAUCAUAAGACAUGAUAUGACAUGAUAUGACAUCAUUUAACAUCAUUUAAUAUCUUCACCUCACCUCUGUAACUGGUGUAUAUCAGAGCAAACGGAUGUCUGUUGACUUAUACACCAAGACAACCAAAGGCUCUACGAGGCACGACAAGCAAGGAUCUACAAGAACCUCACAUUUCUCUGAAAGAAAUACCAAGUGUACAUCAACUUUUUUAAAUUUCAAGACAAAAAGUUCAUUCAAAAUGUCACACGUGGAAGAAUUUCAGCAGAUGGAUGUUUCCAUUAAAGAAAUGAACAACAUCACAGAGAGAAUUCUGCAGCAAAAUGACACAUUGAGCAAACAUGCUGAGGCUCUUUCCAAGGAAUUGCAAACGAGGAAAGAUUUAGAUGCUUCAUACAAAGACCUAAAAAAAUCCCAGAAAGCUGCUUUUAAGGAAAACAAAAAACUGGUGAAGCAGGUGGAGAAUCUAAGAAGGGACGUGGAACAGGAGAUCCACGUGGAACAAAUGUAUGAAGAAGAGAGGGUAAAAACGUCUCAGGUCUCAGAAAGUAAUCAAGAACUGAAAACAGUAACAGCCGGACUUCAGUCCAAACUUCAGCGACUGCGAGAAAUGAAAGAAGAAAUUUCUGGCUUCAAGGCUGAGCAAAACAGUUUGGAACAAGAGAACAAAUCUCUGCAAUCUCAACUGAAGAAAUUUCAGAAGAAGAUUGAACGCAAACUACACGUGGAACAGGAUUUGAGAAACGCAUUUGAUCAAUUCCAGGCUUUGUCACAACAAACUGAAGAACUAAGGCAAAACCUCCAGGAGUUACAAAAACAAAAUGACGAACGAAAGAGGAUGGAAAAGGAAUACCCCUCAAUGACAGAAGAACGGCAACAACUCACAGAGCUGAAAGCUCAACUGGAGAAAGAGAUUUUGGAUCAGACACAGCAGACACGUUGGCUGAUUGUUCGUCAGGAGGAGGAUAAGAGACGACUGGAACUGCUUCAGGAGGAAACCAAAGCACUCGCAGCUGAAAACUUGAAGGUAAAGGAAGAACACAACCUUCUCCAUAGUCAAAUCCAAGACUUCCAGAAGAAAAAUAAGGAUACUCUGGAUGAGGUUAAAGCUGAACAUCACAGACUCUCAGAAGAAAAGUCCCACCUUACAGACAAGAAGGAGAAGCUUGAGAAAAAGCUUUUACAUCUGAAACAGCAGCAAGAAGAAGUGGUUGAACUGGCUGCUCAGUACAACACUGCGCUGGACAAGGUGGGGCACCUUCGAGAGGAAACUAAGAACCUCAAGAAGGAAAGAAAAGGGCUGGUCGGCCUUCUGCAGCAACGUCAAACAUUUGAGACUGAAUGCAAUGAUAUAAAAGCUGAAACUGACAAGGUGGAAGCUGAAAACAUUCAUCUUCAUGUUAAAGUUGCUGACCUGCAGAAGAAGCUUUCAAAUCUGAACGAUGUUGAGGACAGAGUAACAAAGGCGAAGGAGAAAAAUUUGAAGGCAAAGAAAGACCACGACCUUCUCCAGAACCAGAUCCAAGACCUGCAGGUCCAGAUGGAGGUUCCACAACAAGCAAUUGUUGUUUUAGAGAAGGAAAUCCAAGAUCUUCAGAAGAAAGCUAAGGAUCUUAAUGUUGAAGUUGCUGACCUGCAGAAGAAGCUUUCAAAUCUAAACGAUGUUCAGGACAGAGUAACAAAGGCGAAGGAGAAAAAUUUGAAGGCAAAGAAAGACCACGACCUUCUCCAGAACCAGAUCCAAGACCUGCAGGUCCAGAUGGAGGUUCCACAACAAGCCAUCAUUGUUUUAGAGAAGGAAAUCCAAGAUCUUCAGAAGAAAGCUAAGGAACUUAAUGAGGUUAAAGCUGAAUAUAGCAGAAUCUCAGAAGAAAAGUUCCAACUUGAAGACAAGAAGGAGAAGCUUGAGAAAAAGCUUUUACAUCUGAAACAGCAGCAAGAAGAAGUGGUUGGACUGGCUGCUCAGUACAACACUGCACUGGACAAAGUGGGGCACCUUCGAGAGGAAACUAAGAACCUCAAGGAGGAAAGAAAAGGGCUGGUCAGCCUUCUGCAGCAACGUCAAACAUUGGAGACUGAAUGCAAUGAUAUAAAAGCUGAAACUGACAAGGUGGAAGCUGAAAACAUUCAUCUUCAUGUUAAAGUUGCUGACCUGCAGAAGAAGCUUUCAAAUCUGAACGAUGUUGAGGACAGAGUUACAAAGGCGAAGGAGAAAAAUUUGAAGGCAAAGAAAGACCACGACCUUCUCCAGAACCAGAUCCAAGACCUGCAGGUCCAGAUGGACGUUCCACAACAAGCAAUCGUUGCUUUAGAGAAGGAAAUCAAAGAUCUUAAAAAGAAAGCUAAGGAUCUUAAUGAGGCUAAAGCUGAAUAUACCAGAAUCUCAGAAGAAAAGUCCCAACUUGAAGACAAGAAGGAGAAGCUUGAGAAAAAGCUUUUACAUCUGAAACAGCAGCAAGAAGAAGUGGUUGGACUGGCUGCUCAGUACAACACUGCGCUGGACAAAGUGGGGCACCUUCGAGAGGAAACUAAGAACCUCAAGGAGGAAAGAAAAGGGCUGGUUGGCCUUCUGCAGCAACGUCAAACAUUGGAGACUGAAUGCAAUGAUAUGAAAGCUGAAACUGACAAGGUGGAAGCUGAAAACAUUCAUCUUCAUGUUAAAGUUGCUGACCUGCAGAAGCAGCUUUCAAAUCUGAACAAUGUUGAGGACAGAGUAACAAAGGCGAAGGAGAAAAAUUUGAAGGCAAAGAAAGACCACGACCUUCUCCAGAACCAGAUCCAAGACCUGCAGGUCCAGAUGGAGGUUCCACAACAAGCAAUCGUUGUUUUAGAGAAGGAAAUCCAAGAUCUUCAGAAGAAAGCUAAGGAUCUUAAUGAGGCUAAAGCUGAAUAUAGCAGAAUCUCAGAAGAAAAGUCCCAACUUGAAGACAAGAAGGAGAAGCUUGAGAAAAAGGUUUCACAUCUGAAACAAUGGGUUCUAGGUGACGAGUCAGACUAA